AUGGCCUCCAAGGCAACCACGCAACCGGCGAAUCCUGCUCCACCGACCGACACAACGGUGCCAUCGGUGUCUUCCUCCACCCCGGCCGAUGCGAGUGCACAAGCUAUACUCAUAACGGAAUUGAAACAACGCUCUGGUAUGAACGAAGCGUUCUCACGCCAAUGUCUCGAAGAAUAUCAGUGGAAUUUUGAAGCUGCGUUCGGCGCUUUCGAAAUGUUACGCAAUGCUGGCAAACUACCCCCGGAAGCAUUUGUAUAA
This is a messenger RNA of Opisthorchis viverrini, 258 nucleotides long. RefSeq lists its product as hypothetical. Lineage: Eukaryota; Metazoa; Platyhelminthes; Trematoda; Opisthorchiida; Opisthorchiidae. The transcript has a single exon. Gene Ontology annotation, molecular function: protein binding; RNA binding. The record is from RefSeq and is a predicted model, not a curated record. Gene Ontology annotation, cellular component: nucleus. Gene Ontology annotation, biological process: poly(A)+ mRNA export from nucleus. Bases 1 to 258 code for a protein of 85 amino acids.